Messenger RNA from Corylus avellana, 3143 nucleotides. Its product is annotated as mechanosensitive ion channel protein 3, chloroplastic. Gene Ontology annotation, cellular component: membrane. Gene Ontology annotation, biological process: transmembrane transport. Lineage: Eukaryota; Viridiplantae; Streptophyta; Magnoliopsida; Fagales; Betulaceae. The record is from RefSeq and is a predicted model, not a curated record.
CCCUGCCCACGGGUCCACGUAAAAAGUUGACAAUAUUCGAAACAUUGCAAUCGGAUUGGAACACGUCGGCAACGUAAACUUCACCCACCGGCACAUAUUACCAUAUUGCCAGCCAUUUCGUUCUUCUCCAUGCCUUCCCACGGAGAAGUUUCCUAGUAAUUACUCUCAGCAAGUUAAUUUUCUUAUUCGUUCUUCGAAAUUUUCUCGGAUUGUUUUCUGUUUGUUUCUCACGAAAGUUUUCUGUUCUUGAAUUUUGUCGCCUACUUGACCUGUAGCUUGUCUGGUAUAAACUGAGAAUGCCUUUUUUUGUUUGUUGGCUUGCUUUUUGUUAAAUUGAUGUUUUGUUGUAUGAAAUUAAGAGGACUGGCGCGUCUAGUUGAGGCAUUAAUUGUUUGGCGUUUUGAGAUCUAGGGUUUUGGUUAAUUAAUAUCUCUUUUUGUACUUUCUAAAUCCAUUUGUGGAUUCGGUUGCUGAAAAAUCGUUGGAAACAAAGGAAAAGGAGAAUUGAACGUUUGUAGUUGUAUAUUAGAGUAAUGCUUGUACUCAUUUAUCCACUUAAUUAAGUCAUGUACUAUUGUUUUUAUUAGUUAAAUAAAUCAAACAGUACCUUUAAUAACAAACAGUAUCUAGAAUUGGAACUGUAUUUGUUGGGCUAUUUCCUGUUUUUACUUUCCGUCUACUGAAUUUCUAAUUCUUUACUUUGGCAGGUGCCGCGCUUGUUUGGUAGUCUGAAACCCAUAAAAAAAAAAGUUGCUUUAUGAGAUUUGAUGCUUUAGUCUUUGGGUUCAGAGGAUUCGACUGAGUCAAUGAUGGCACAUGCUGGUUCUAUGCGAUUGUCCCGUGAACUGGAGAUAUGUAGUGGUUAUGGAUGUAGUAAACAACAUACUAAUGUGAUGGGAAAGGGUCGAUUAAGCUUGGUGCACAUCAAUCUUUCAUCGAAUGUUUUGGAUGCCUGGAGUCUCCAUCUUUUGAGCAGUGUGCGUGGUCCAAUAUGUCCUGUAUCCUCCAGAUGUAAUGUUUUCUUUUGUCAAUCUGUUCUAGCACCUGGUGGCGGAAAUGAGACUUCUCUUCUGAAAUCUGCAACUGUGGUUUUAACGAGGUCAUAUGAGGCUCUACGUGGAAAGCCUCUUGCACUUUUGAUUCCAGCUGUUGGUAUCAUUGCUUUUGCCGCUUGGGGUCUUGGGCCACUCAUGCAUAUGAGCAGAACUAUAUUUCUUCAUAGAACUGAUAGUAGUUGGAAGAAAAGUAGUACAUACUAUUUUAUGACUUCUUAUCUUCAGCCUUUGCUGCUAUGGACUGGAGCAAUACUAAUCUGCAGAGCAUUGGAUCGUGUAGUCCUACAUUCAGAAGCCAGCCAGGCUGUCAAACAACGACUUUUGAAUUUUGUACAAUCGCUAUCGACAGUGCUAGCAUUUGCCUAUUGUUCAUCAAGCUUGAUUCAACAGGGACAAAAAUUCUUUAUGGAGACAAAUGACCCCAGUGAUGCAAGAAAUAUGGGCUUCAGUUUUGCUGGGAAAGCUGUUUAUACUGCAGUUUGGGUUGCUGCUGUCUCAUUGUUCAUGGAGUUGUUGGGUUACUCUACCCAAAAGUGGCUAACUGCCGGUGGUCUUGGCACAGUAUUGCUCACGCUUGCUGGUCGUGAGAUAUUUACCAAUUUCCUUUCAAGUGUAAUGAUUCAUGCAACGCGGCCAUUUGUUGUGAAUGAAUGGAUUCAAACGAAGAUUGAAGGCUAUGAAGUUUCUGGCACAGUUGAGCAUGUGGGUUGGUGGUCGCCAACAAUUAUAAGAGGUGAUGAUCGUGAAGCAGUUCACAUUCCAAACCACCAGUUCACUGUUAACGUUGUGAGGAACCUUACUCAGAAGACGCAUUGGCGCAUCAAGACCCAUCUUGCCGUCAGUCACUUGGAUGUUAAUAAGAUCAAUACCAUUGUAGCCGAUAUGCGUAAGGUUUUGUCCAAAAAUCCUCAAGUAGAGCAGCAAAGGUUGCACAGAAGAGUUUUUCUAGAAACUAUCAAUCCAGAAAAUCAGGCUCUUAUCAUUUUGAUAUCUUGCUUUGUGAAAACCUCACAUUUUGAAGAGUACCUCUGUGUCAAGGAAGCAAUACUGCUGGAUCUUCUCAGAGUUAUCAGCCAUCAUCGGGCGCGGCUUGCCACACCCAUUCGCACAGUGCAGAAAAUAUACAGUGAGGCUGACUUGGAAAAUAUUCCGUUUGCUGACACCAUUUUCACUCGUUCGCGAGCAGCUGCUAACAAUCCCAUCCUACUCAUUGAACCCUCUUAUAAAAUCAGCAGUGAUGAUAAAAGUAAGACUUCGGCUCGUCCAAUACGUAAUGGAGAAAAAGACACCAAGGUUGAAGCAGUAUCAAUACCCGACUCCAAGGCAGAUACAAAGGCUGGAUCAGACACAAGCUCAAGUUCUAAGACUUCAACAAUGCAGAUAUCUAACAACGAAACCCAGAAUUUGGUGUCUGAUGGUUCAGCCCAAAACAACUCCAAAAUGCAGCAUCUCAAGCAAGAAGGCACAGGAGAUGUAGGAAAGGAGACAAUGGAACCAAAUUCCAAAGAUUUAACUCCAUGUGGGUCAAUGGCUGAGAAGCCAUUAUCUACUUCCCUGGAAUCAGGCAGUGAAAAAAUGGAUAAUGCUUCAGCCGAUUUACAAGCGAAGCAAGAUGGUGGGAGGGCUGUUGCAUCACAAUCAACACCGAGGCCGCCCGUGGAAGAGAAUAUUGUUCUCGGCGUAGCCUUAGAAGGGUCAAAACGAACGCUUCCGAUUGAGGAGGAAGUGGCUCCUUCUCCGACGCAUGUAGAGUCAAAAGAAUUUACUGCUAGGAGAAAUGGGUGCGAGUCUCCUCCCAUUAGCAAAGAUAAGAAAGAUGGUCAAAUGCCAGCAGUUCCUAUCGGCACACAAAGCGAUUAACUGCAUGAAAAAGGCGACGAUUGCUGAUAUUAUAAGUAAUCAAUGCUCCUACUGAUUGAAGUUUCAAGUGUAUGUGGCUGAGUUUUUAAAAGCUGCAUUGCAUAAAAUCCCUUGAUUGUAGUUUGUAAAUAAUUGUCGAAUCAAACAGUUAUUCACGGCAGACAUGAUGAUUUGCCAGUGUUAUUAGAUAAGGUGAAAUCUUAAAUGUUUUUUCACCACUUCAUUUUA